Molecule: messenger RNA, 2061 nt
Organism: Lobosporangium transversale
Lineage: Eukaryota; Fungi; Mortierellomycota; Mortierellomycetes; Mortierellales; Mortierellaceae
Exons: 9
Coding region: 181-1959 (592 amino acids)
Biological process (GO): protein localization to membrane
Cellular component (GO): membrane
Source: RefSeq, a predicted model, not a curated record
AGAACACUCUCACCCAUCUCUUUACCUGUCAAUCACUUCUCAUCGCAUUCAUUCAAAUUGUUCUAGACGAUUCAAGUUGGCGGCAUUCAAGCAAGGGUUUUAUGGAACUUGAAGACAAUCUUUGGAAGGACACGGCAAGACAGUUACCAUCACCAAAAAACGCCUUGUCAUAUACCUGCCAUGGUAGCUCAAAUGACCUGGGCAGGCAAAACCAUUUAUGGAUUUCUAAUAUUCUUCGCGCUGGCAAUCAAUCUGGUCCAUGCCGAUGAACAUUCACACAAGUAUACAGACUAUGAGGAAGUCGUCGUUUGGGCUAACUCAGUUGGACCCUUGAGUAAUCGACAGGAAACAUAUGAGUAUUUCCAGCUGCCAUACUGCAAAGGAGAUGGGAAGAUCGAACACCGCCACGAGACUUUAGGAGAAGCGCUAUUGGGCAUGGAACUGGUCAACUCUGGCAUUUCCAUCCGUUUUGGCCAGAACAAGGAUAUCACACCAAUCUGUUCUCAGAAGCAAUUGACGCCGCAGGAUGUCAAGACGUUUCAAUACGCAAUAUCACACGAUUAUUGGUUUCAGUACUUUAUCGAUGAUCUUCCUGUUUGGGGAAUGGUUGGGAAACGGGAAAAAGAAUCAGAGCAAACGUCGCUGUAUACACACCAAAGAUUUGAAUUUGAGUAUAAUGGCGAGCAGAUCAUUUCUGCACAAGUUACACCAGAGCACCCUGUUGCACUGAUCAGUUCACAGACAGGAAUGCAUGUAGAUUUUACAUACUCUGUUACCUGGAUUGCGACCGACAAGGAAUUUAAGUCGCGAUUCGAACGCUAUUUGGACUCGGAUUUUUUUGAAAACAAGAUUCACUGGUUCUCUAUUUUCAAUUCAUUGAUGAUGGUAUUGUUUCUUACAGGAUUCGUCAGUGCAAUGUGGAUUCGGUACCUCCGUCGUGAUUUUGCACGUUAUGAUAAAGAAGCAGGGUUGAAUGAUUUUGAUCAUGAUUUGGGCGACGAUUACGGUUGGAAGCAGAUCCAUGGCGAUGUAUUCAGACCUCCAACUAACCCUAUGACUUUUGCGGCAUUUGUGGGAACGGGACAUCAGCUUGUAUGGACAUCAUUCUUUGUGAUACUAUAUACGAUUUUUGGGCAGGAAUGGACUGAACGUGCCAGCAUCAUGACAGCCACUAUUUUUAUAUAUGCUUUCACCUCGAUAAUUUCUGGAUAUUCCAGUGCUAGUCAGUAUACUCAGUACGGAGGGCGAGAUUGGGUCCGCCUUAUGUUCUUGACAGCUGUAUUUUGGCCCGCCUCGGUGGCCAUAGUCACAGGCUUAAACAAUGCAAUCGCAAUCUAUUAUACCAGUUCACGAGCCAUCGCGUUCGGCACCAUGGUUGCUCUCUUCGUGAUCUGGCUGCUGAUCGUUUUGCCUCUGACGUUUGUGGGUACAAUUUUGGGUAAGAACUGGGCUGGCAAGGCGGAUUUCCCGUGUAGAGUCCAUCCGAUCCCUCGCCCAAUCCCGGAAAAAAUCUGGUACGCAGAGCCGAUUGUGGUGAUCGCUCUGGGAGGCAUCCUACCAUUUGCGUCCAUCUUCAUCGAGAUCUAUUUUUUGUUCACGUCCUUCUGGUCAUAUAAGGUCUACUAUGUAUAUGGAUUCGGAUUACUAGUGUUCUGUAUUGUGAUGCUGGUCACGGCAUGUGUUACGGUGGUGAGCACAUAUUUUGUGCUCAAUACCGAAGAUUAUAGAUGGCACUGGAUGAGUAUGGCGACCUGCGGAUCUACAGCAGCAUAUGUUUACAUAUAUGCAGUUUACUAUUAUUUGCAAAAGACCAAGAUGUAUGGCCUCUUUCAAACCAGUUUUUACUUUGGUAACACAGGUCUGGCAUGCAUGGCUAUCUUUUUAAUGUUGGGGUCUGUGGGUCAUUUUGCAGCCAAUAAGCUCAUCAUGAGGAUAUACCGCAAUGUGAAAAUUGAUUAAAGAUGAAGGAGCACUUUUUCCUCUCCUUGCAAAGCUGCUCUGAGAAGGAUUAAUAAAUACCAUUGAAGGGGGUUUUUUUUCCUUCGGAUGGUUUGAGAGUAU